Molecule: messenger RNA, 261 nt
Organism: Paramecium octaurelia
Lineage: Eukaryota; Ciliophora; Oligohymenophorea; Peniculida; Parameciidae
Source: the annotation of a GenBank genome assembly
AUGAGUCAUGGCAGUGAUAAUGUUUAGACUAGCAUAGUUUAGAAUAACAGAGGCUAGAGGAGUCCAUAAAACAGCCAGUAGCAAGACCCCUAAACACUUUAGAAAAAAUCACCGCCUAUUAUUUUGUUGUAGAAGUAAGAUAAUCAAGUUCAAAUGGAAAAGGCUCAAUAAAACCUGAAAGUGAAGAGUUUAUUUGAAGAUAACUCAGUAAUUAAGGAAUUUGAGGAAGAAAUUGAAUAAGAUUUGUAUCCAGCGAAAUGA